UAACUGCAAUAAGCACUUAGCACAACACCUAGCACAUAGUAGGUGCUUUUUAAAUGUACCUAGAGACAAGGGGUAAGCAGCCAAGUGUCAGAGCCAGAAUUUGAAUCUUGGUCUCUCUUGAUUCUGAGUUCAGGACCUUUUCUACUUGGGACUCUAGUUUUUAAAAAAUGGAGCGCUCAGUAGCUUUAUCUUAAAAUCCAGGGGGAUUUAGGCAACAAAGUGGGGCGGCGAAUAAAAGUGUCAGGUUGAGGCAGAAAGACACAAAGAAACUUAGUAGUUUUGUGACUUUGACAGAUCUCAUGGUGUUGUAAAGUGCUAUGAAUAUUUAUAUCUUUAGAUACUGAUUUAUUUCAGGCCCCUCAUUUGUGGCUGACCAGCAGCUGAGCCGGGACUGGUGAAUGGGGCUCCUGAGUUCCAUUGGAGGGAAAAUAAUAAUUUCAUUAGCUCGAAUUCCAUCGAGCAGCUCGAGGUUGAAAUCCUAACUAGGCCACAUCCACCAAGCCAUCUCCCUAGCCUUAAGCUCCCCGACAGUGUCUUAUCAUAUACACUGCAGCUAAUUGAAGUAAUUAGACUCAUGACACCCUGGGCUGCUCCUCGAGGGCACCUUGGAACCUUGCCCCGGUUCCCGAGCAAGUGGGGAUCUCAUAAAUGCUUUCUGAGGAGAAUAAUGAUGGUCUCACCCAGUUCAGCGAUGCCGUCCCCACAAAUGCAACAUGGGUUUUUGAAAAGGAAGCAGACAUUUGUUGCUAAGCAACAUUUAGAGGCCUGGGUCUCUUUCUCACACUAGGUGGAGGGGCAACAGCUGCUCCCAACUUCACUGAAGGACCAGUUGCUUCUAAGAUGCUUUAGCCAGAUUAUAUUUCCUGGUGAUGCCCCUCUGGCCUGGAUGAUGAGCUUGUGGGGGAAUCUGGGAGAGGAGAAAGAGAAGGCUCUUUUUUUGUCUGUUUCUCUCCCUUUGUGUGUCCAUUCUUGUUUCCUACCAGUGCCUUCCCCACAAUCGGGGUGGAGGUUGGUGAGAAAGUAGCUAUUUGGCUCCGAUGCCAGAUUAAAAGCUUUUUUGCUUUGAACUAAUAGGUCCUCUGGUUGGCCUAGUGAAGGAAAAAACAUUGGUAGGGGCUUAUUGUGAGGUCUGGUUGAGGUGGAUGCUAAAUCUCAGAAGCCUGCAAACCUAGCAGAGAUCUCUGGAGGGGCCCAUCCUUCUUUGGUUUUCCUGGCGAGAAAAGAGGCAGCGAGAGACACAGUUUCAUUUCACCAGAGAAUGAGAGAGGACAAGGGUUCUUCACCUGUGCUUAUCGUCUUCCCUCCAAAGCAGCCACAAGUCUAGAACAGCCUCCCCAAUUGGAUCACAGACUCUAAAAAGGAUAUAUAAUUAAUGGCAAGAGCCUUCUUGGGAUGCUGUUUGAUAAUGGGGCUCAGAUCCUCCUGUCUCUGCCAAUGUUUCCUUUUCUAGAAAUGAAAGGUUGAUCUUCCAGGUCUGACUGGAUCAUGACUGAUGUUCAAGGACCAUUCUUCAGGUGGUGGUGGGAGGCAGACAGCAUGGCGGCAGCCUCCUCCACCACCCCCAAGCCUCCCAGUUCUCCCGCUCUCUCACUUGAUCUGUUCUGACAAGGCCUUUUAAAUGCCCAAGCUUAUCCUGUAUCAGCUGAGAAACACAUGACUCCAGAUGGGGGAGAGGUGGCCACAACCUUUCCCGGCCCUUAAUUCUGGAGUUUUCCGACGGGGGCCUCCCCCAUGACCCCCGACACCUCUGGCUAUGCCUCGGUCAUGUGGACUACUUACAUCACCCAUCUUCCCCAGAGCUGGAGUCACUUCAAAAGAAAGUUUGUCUGUUCUCGAGGCCUUCCUAUGACCUCCCAGAGAAGCUGGCCUGGCAGAGAAGGCCUCGGAGCUGGAGUUGGAGUGAACUUCUGUGGUCUUUCAUCUGUAACAGGAGAGCGCCAGGCUAGCUGACGGUCCCUUUUAGUUUUAAACCUCAACAUUAAUCAAGAUGUCCCCAGAACUCCAAGCCCCCCAAAUGGAGAGAUAACCAAAUGACCCCCACCCCUAUUGUACUUCCAUCAUUGCUAGGUGUCCGGUCUUAAAAACCGCUAUGGGAGCUCCCAGGAAGAGGGGCACAAAUGUGGCUCCAUUAACUCAUAUUUCAUUUAUUUGGAAGAGAGCUUAUGUCUUAUCUUGCAUGUCUUGUGAAACUCCAUAUUUGCCUAAUGUCUAGCUGUUAAGCAAAAGAGAAGUGAGACUUUAGGGGCCUGGGGCCCUUUGGGGCCGGGGUCCAGCUGACAGAGAGACCUGUUUCCUGCCUUCACCUAAAAGGACCGGAGCCGGUGAUGGGGCCCGGCCUGGUAUCUGUAGUUAGGGUCACUGCUGGCCCAGGAUGCAGAGGAGAAGAAAUGGGUCAGCCUUGGAGAUGGUCAGUGGCCACUGACUCUGCUGCCAGAGCCUUUCCCUCCCUAACCAGGAGGCCGGGUUUAGCUACGCUUGGCUACAUAGAGGGAGAGAGGAGAUUAGAUUAAAAGUAGGGAGGUGAAUUGUCCAGAAUAAGGGGGGCAAGAAGGAAGGGGUGCGUGGGAGACAGAAUGUGGCCCCGAUUCUCUUCAGUUCUUCCCUGGGUCCUUAAGACACAAAGCUAAAAUGCUCCCAACCUAGCAUGGUUCCCCAUCACAGGUGGCUCCUCACUCUGAUUGACAGCCGGCAGUCCAUGGCCACCGAGGGCUUCCUCCCGCCCCCAGGCCUGGGGACCUUGAAAGGGGCUAAUCCAUCCGUAGCCUCCCUGCGCUGCCCAUUAACCACGGCUGAGUUAAUGACAUCUGCACAUGCGGGGCUUGCAAAAAGGGAAUCGGGCCGGAGAGCCCCCCUCCCCCAGCCGCUCCCUUUCUUUCUUUUUGUCUCUGGGUCAGAGCUGCCAGUUUGGGCAGACAGGAAACGCAGGCGGGGGAUUUUGCCCCGGUGCUCGGGCCGGUUUGUUUGAAAUAACGCUGAUCUUGGGAGCACUCCCCCAGGAAAGAUUUACGGCCGUGACCAUUGGAAAGCGAGCAAAUCCGCCCCGGAGGGAGCCAGAAAAUCAGCCCCCAAAGGAGCCAGAAAAUCCUCCCAGAGAGGGAGCCAGAAAAUCCUCCCCAAAGGGAGCGAUCGGGCCGGCGGGGGGCCUGGAAGAAGCUGCGCCUUUGUCUGCGGGGCGCUCCCGCCGGCUUCUUUGCGCCGUCGGGGAAAGGGUUAACGCACACCUAGUGAAGUUGGGGGAGGGUGCCCACUUCAGGAUUCCUUAAGUAUCUCGAGGGCUCCCUCCAUCUUUCUCACGGCUUUUUAGAAAGAUGGCCGUGUUUCCCAGGUUGGCAACCCCCGCGGAAAAGCAGCCUCCCUCCUCCCCUGCCUCUCUCUGCUGAGCAGCACGAAGGCGGACUGGAAAGCCUCGGGAGCCCAGCGGCACCGGACCAUCUCUAAUCCCAGGCGCUGCGGGCAGGCGGCCAGAUCCACUGGGGCAGGCUCUCUCCGGCGAGCCCCGAUCCCAUUAUCCUCGCUGCCGGAGAAGCGCGGGGCGAUCCCGCUCCUCGCCAGAGAUGGACCGCGGCGCGGGGCUUUGUUCGGGAGCCGAGGCUGCCUCCGAUCGGGGGAUCUCCCGGCUCUAGGAGACCCGCCGUGCUCCGGUUCCGCCGGGGUUCCCCGCGUCCUGCCGAGUUGCCAUCUCCGGGCACCGGGUGUUCUGUGCCAGGAAUUGUCGCCGGUCGCGCUGCGCGGAGCUUUCCAAAAUGCCCGAGGCAAACUAUUUAUUGUCCGUGUCUUGGGGUUACAUCAAGUUCAAGAGAAUGUUGAAUCGGGAGCUGACCCACCUCUCGGAGAUGAGCCGGUCUGGGAACCAGGUGUCCGAAUAUAUUUCAAACACUUUCCUAGACAAGCAGAAUGAGGUGGAGAUCCCAUCUCCCACUCAGAAAGACCGGGAGAAGAAGAAGAAAGAGCAGCAGGUCAUGACCCAGAUCAGUGGGGUGAAAAAGCUGAUGCACAGCUCCAGUCUGAACAAUACCAGCAUCUCGCGCUUCGGGGUCAAGACGGAGAAGGAAGAUCACCUGGCAAAAGAGCUGGAAGACCUGAAUAAAUGGGGUCUCAACAUCUUCAAGGUAGCUGGAUAUUCUCACAACAGGCCCUUGACGUGUAUCAUGUAUGCCAUAUUCCAGGAAAGAGACCUUCUAAAGACGUUCAAGAUCUCUUCUGACACCUUUGUAACCUACAUGAUGACUCUAGAAGAUCAUUACCAUUCCGAUGUGGCUUAUCAUAACAGCCUCCAUGCUGCCGACGUGGCCCAGUCAACCCAUGUUCUUCUUUCCACCCCGGCCUUAGAUGCUGUCUUCACGGAUUUGGAAAUCCUGGCUGCCAUCUUUGCCGCCGCGAUCCAUGAUGUUGACCAUCCGGGGGUCUCCAAUCAGUUCCUCAUCAACACAAAUUCCGAGCUCGCUCUGAUGUAUAACGAUGAGUCUGUUUUGGAAAACCACCACCUGGCUGUGGGUUUCAAGCUGCUCCAGGAAGAGCACUGUGACAUUUUCCAGAACCUGACCAAGAAGCAGCGCCAGACCCUCAGGAAGAUGGUGAUCGACAUGGUUUUGGCAACGGAUAUGUCCAAGCACAUGGGCCUUUUGGCAGACCUGAAAACGAUGGUGGAAACUAAAAAAGUGACCAGCUCUGGCGUCCUCCUUCUGGACAACUACACGGAUCGGAUCCAGGUCCUCCGCAACAUGGUACAUUGUGCCGACCUGAGCAACCCCACCAAGUCUUUGGAAUUAUACCGGCAAUGGACAGAUCGCAUCAUGGAGGAAUUCUUCCAACAGGGAGACAAGGAGCGAGAGAGGGGGAUGGAGAUCAGCCCCAUGUGUGACAAACACACGGCCUCGGUGGAAAAAUCCCAGGUGGGCUUCAUCGACUACAUCGUCCACCCGCUGUGGGAGACCUGGGCCGACCUGGUGCAGCCCGACGCCCAGGACAUCCUGGACACCUUGGAAGACAACCGGAACUGGUACCAGAGCAUGAUCCCACAGAGCCCCUCGCCGCCCCUCGAGGAGCAGAACAGAGACUGCCAGGGGCUGAUGGAGAAGUUCCAGUUCGAACUGACCUUGGAAGAGGAGGACUCGGAGGCUCCCGACAAGGAAGGGGAGAGCGGCGGCUACUUCGGGAGCACAAAGACUCUGUGUGUGAUCGACCCCGAGCACCGGGCGUCUCCGGAGGAGGCGGACGCGGAGACGGAGGCGGGGGACGCGUCCCCCGUGGACACAUAAUGCCCGCAGCCGGCGCUCUCGCUGGGGCGAGACGAACGUUCAGUCCUUCAUGAGCAUGCCGGCGGUCCGGGAGGGCCAGCCUGGGCUCCGGGUCCGAGGCCUUCUUCCGACGAAGGCCAAAUGACCUUUGCGGCGAGUUCCUUGAGAUUGGAGCCAGAGGGAAGAGCGUGAGGGAAUGGCUGGCUGCUCGGGAACCUCGUGAGAUGGCUUGGGUUGGCGUCUCGGGAAGCGGAAACUCUGGUCCUCUCGGGAAGGGGCCGGGACUGCCGCCGGCGGUCCGGGACACCCGCGACGACGCUCAGAGAACUUUUUGUUUUUCCUGCACUCGACUUCGGAAACCUGUCCCGUUAGCGGGCCAGGCCUGACUGACCAAGAGCGCUUUGUGACCCUGCCCCUGUCCUGUCUGCAGACCCGUGUGCCUUUUUUGUACAACGUUUUCACGUCUUUGAAAUGCCUGUUGAAUACCUAGAGUUUAGUAGCAACUUCUGUGCAGAACCAAGUGUUUUGAGGAUUUCUGUACACUUUUUCGAGUCUUUCUGAAAAGGAAAACCCAGCUUCCUUCUUGCACAGGCAAUAUCUUUCACCUUCUUGUCGUUUCUUUGACAAACGAGAGAGGAAGGAUAUUGUUCUUCCCCACCUCCUCUUGCCCCUGCCCCGUCCCCGUCCCCGGGCACCCCUGCUUUCUGCUUGCCUGCUUGCCUUCCACUGAGCUUGCCCACAGAAUAAACUUCACAAGCUGGGAGUCGGGUGGGUGGGGAAGGGCUCCUUGUUCUCCUGCAGGACCGCGGAGGUCCGGGCUCCAUUUGGCGUGAGAAGGCCCCGUUGGCCGUGGCCCCUUGCCCGCAAAAGCUGCACGCUCUCCCUUCCAUUCUCCCCCCUGCUCCUUCUCGUCCAUGGUUAGUUCGCCUCGCCAUCUUUCUCUCGCACUGUCCUGGGCUCUAACACCCUCAUUACUGUUUAUAACAGUGUAUUUAUUACUUAAUGUAUAUAGUGUAAUGUUUUGUAAGUUAUUAAUUUAUAUAACUUAACAUUGCCCGCCAAUGGCGGGGUUCAUGAAAUUUGUGUAGAAAGCUCUACCUAAGAGCUGCACCUUUGUCACCUUUUCUAUGGCAUUCUGGAGAACCUGAACAUAGCUCAAGAGAGACCUACGGACCCCCGGCCCCCUCCCUCCCGCCCCCGCUGACUUCUUCAAGAGAGAUUUCCUCCAUGUGGGGUCAGUCCCAGCUGACGGCCAAACCCCUUUCAAACACUGGUGCCAGAAUGGAGCUCCGGCCCUCGCGUCGGAGCUUGAGAUCGGGGGCACGGGGUGCGUCACCCCGUGCCGAUUCGUGUCACCCACUAACCUACACCGCGGCUUCCGUCCCCAAAGCAACACUACGUACGUCCACACAGGCUGGUCCCCCGACACCAUCCAAACUACUGAGAUGCUCGAGGAAGCCGCGUCGGGGCCCGCGGGAGGAGACGCCCAAACCAGCUGCUUCGCUGCAAUGUGAAUUUCGAUAGCAGAAUGUGAACGGAUGCCCUGAUUGGGCUAAUGUGAAGCUUCUCCGGAUGAGCCGCGGGAGGCGCGUCCAUCCCGCCCGGGCCUGUCUCUGCCCGCGAGCCCGCGGCCAGUCCCGGGACCCGAUGGCUGGACGUACCUGCCCACCCGUGCACGGUCCGGGGGUCUGUGUGUCUGUCCCGCACUGCGUUGUUCCAGGUGGACGUUUUAUUGUUUUCCAAAGUUUCUCACAAUGUAUGUUAUGGUAUUAUUAUAAUUAUUAUUAUAUAUUGUGUUCAGAUGCAUUCUCGAGAGAUUUUUAUAUGAAGUAAAUAAAUGAAAGCAUGACCCAA
Molecule: messenger RNA, 7091 nt
Organism: Sarcophilus harrisii (Tasmanian devil)
Lineage: Eukaryota; Metazoa; Chordata; Mammalia; Dasyuromorphia; Dasyuridae
Gene: PDE4B
Product: phosphodiesterase 4B
Exons: 10
Coding region: 3744-5258 (504 amino acids)
Biological process (GO): signal transduction
Cellular component (GO): perinuclear region of cytoplasm; nucleus; cytosol
Molecular function (GO): 3',5'-cyclic-AMP phosphodiesterase activity; transmembrane transporter binding
Source: RefSeq, a predicted model, not a curated record